Messenger RNA from Megalobrama amblycephala (Wuchang bream), 1860 nucleotides. RefSeq lists its product as uncharacterized. Gene Ontology annotation, molecular function: protein binding. The record is from RefSeq and is a predicted model, not a curated record. NCBI's taxonomy places the organism in Eukaryota, Metazoa, Chordata, Actinopteri, Cypriniformes, Xenocyprididae. The transcript has a single exon. Bases 361 to 1215 code for a protein of 284 amino acids.
GGAAUAGUAAUAAAAUCAUUUUAAACAAUGAAAAAUGUCUAUUUUAAGGUGACCAAAAGGGAAAAAAAAUGUACAGAUUAUGUUGGGAUCGAUUUCUUUUUAUAAAACACUCUACAAUGAACUCAAUUCCAGCAUGAGUGGUUGUGUUUCUGCAGAGCCAUGACAAUAUGAGCGACUGAGUGGAAAUAAUUCGACGGCGCACAAUAGAGAUCUAGCGCUGUCCGGGAGCGCAUGCGCACUGAGCUCACACUGCAGAGCGGGGGUCAGUGACAGACAGACAUGACACCAAAUCGAGACGAGAUCCGCUGAAUCCCAGCUCUGCUUUUCCGCACGGAAUGCCGCGCGCUGCCUGAAUCCCAGAUGGACGACGAGCGCAAGCAGCACAAGUUUAUCUCGUUCCUGUUCUAUCAGGCGGUGCGCGACCUGAAGCCCGUGUGGAUGCUGGAGGACAUGCGCACCAUGGAGGCGUUUUACUGGGAGGAGGACGCGAAGCAGAGGACGUACAGCCCGUCCGAAGCGCUUCUUUACGCGAUCGUGCACGACCACCAGCCGUACGCGCAGUAUCUGCUUAGCCAGUAUUCGGACGAGGCGCUGGCCAUGCCCGGGGAGCGCUUCUGCUGCUGCCCGUCCUCCGCGCCGCACCUAGCCAUGGCCGUCCGCUACGACCGACGGGACAUUUUGGGUCACAUAUUGCAGGUGGCGCACCGCCUGCCGGGCCUGCGCUCGUACAUGAACCGCGGCGGCUGCUUCCAUCUGGAGGACGGUAAGACCCCGCUCCAUCUGGCCUGCGAACUGCUGCGCGCCGACGCCGUCAUGCUGUUGCUAGGCAACGGCGCGUCCCCGCAGGCCGUGGACCACAAUGGCAUGACGCCGCUCGACGUCAUUCUCCAGCAGCUGUGGGACUCCAAGGUGAACGUGGGGGCCAAGAAGUCCUGUCUGGACAACCUGCUGAUGUUCAUGCCGGUGAUGCGCUUCAAAAUGAAGAGUUCCCUGCAGAAAGAGCGCAAGUGCUGGUCCCAGGUGCUCGGGGAGGACAAACUCAACUACCUCAUCGGACGGGAUCCGGCGCCGCUCUUCCUCAUCGCCAUGCAGAGGAUCCUGGCGCAGCUGCCGCCUGAGCAGUUCCCCAAGAGCCUGGACAAACUGCCCAUCCCAGCCUCCCUCAAACCCCUGCCCAAACCACACACACACGGCAGCCAGUUAAAAGUGGCCUGAUGUGUGUGCGUGUGCGCGCGCGCGCGUGUGUGUGUGUGCGUGUGUGGCAUGAACUGUAUGGAUGAUCAAAACCAUUGCGGACACGAGCAUAAGUGAGCACUACAGUCUUCCUGUUUGUUGUCUUAUAAUCGUUUUAAUCAUGUAUGUGAAUUCAAAUAAUCUAUGAUCUGAUUUUAAAACUGUUGGACCCACUUUAUAUUGUGUCUUUAACUACUAACAUUUAAAUUAAUCAAUUGAUACAAUGCACUUAUUGUGUCGAAACACUUAUAUUUUAAAAUGCCUGCAUGAAAUGACAUCUAUAAUUACACUGUUGACCUUCUCUUACAUCUUAAAGGGAUAGGUCACCCAGAAAUGAAAUUUCUGUCAUCAUUUCCUGUGUAAGAUAUAGUGAGUAAGUGAGUAAGAUAUAUUGAAGGAUAUGGGUGACCAAACAGUUUAUGGGCCCCAUUGACUGUUAUAUAUGGAGGGAAAAAAAACUGUUUGGUUACCCAUAUUCUUCAUACAGAAAUUCAUACAGGUUUGGAACAUAUUGAGGAUGAACUGACCCAUACCAGCAAACCCAUCCUAACACCUCACUAACAGCAGAAGUGUUUUACAGUACAUCAUUAACACCAUAAGUGCAUUGUACCUAACAUUUUUUUUUUU